AUGGAGCCCCCUAGGCAGUCCACUUUCAAGUGGAAUGCUCACAUCAACUACUUUCGCCGAUGCCUGAUGGCGCUUCCAACGGCUGCUGAAGGCCAUGAUUCGAAUCGUAUCACGAUAGCCUACUUUUGCUUGUCUGCACUGGACCUGUUAGGCGCUCUGCAGGACAAGACCAGUGAAGAGCAGAGAAAUGGGUGGAUCGACUGGAUAUGGACGCUUCAAGCUCGCAAGUCGUUACUGACUUCUUCCACUGCUCUUGAACUGACUCGCGAGCUUAUACAGCUCAUGGAGAACGCUUCAACCUCCCCCGCGCACCUCCCCUCGACAUACACUGCCUUACUAUCCCUCGCCAUCCUCCGUGCGCCUUUAGAUCGACUGGAUAGAGCCGGCCUGGUAGCUUUCGUGAAGUCUUGUCAAUCACCAAACGGAUCCUUCUCGCCCACGGCGGACUCCUAUACCCUUGGUGGCUUUCAGUCCGAUGCUAGGAUGGCAUAUUGUGCUUGUGCAGUGUCAAACAUGAUCGGAGACAUGUCGGGGAUUGAUGUGCCGCUGUUGAGACAAUGGAUAGAGAGCUGCCGGACGUGGGAAGGAGGCUAUGGUUCUCGGCCUGGGGUGAUCGAAGCUCAAGGAGGAACCACAUACUGCUCCCUCACUUCUCUUGCCCUCCUGGAACAGGACUCGUCUCAUUCAACCUUGUCUCUCUCGUCGCUGGAUCAGCAGUCCCAAGACGACACAACGAGAUGGCUCGUUUCCCGGCAAAUCGGUGGCUUUCAAGGCCGUCCCGGAAAACUAGAGGACGUCUGCUACUCGUUCUGGUGUGGUGGUGCUCUUAAUGUCCUCGGCCAUGGCAACCUGGUUAGCCACUCCGAGAAUCAAUCUUUCCUUCUAUCAUCCCAAUCACCUUUCGGCGGCUUUGGUAAAGAGCCCGAAGACUACCCCGACCCGUUCCAUUCCUAUCUCGCCCUCGCCGCUCUGUCUUUAUCGAGCCUCGAGUCGUCGGUCGAGCAAGCAAGCUUGGGGUUGCAGGAGCUAGAUGUAAAGUGGAAUUGCAGCUGCGAGACAGCCAAGUAUCUAACAAAAGAGAUCCAUCGGAUCACAUCAUAG
This is a messenger RNA of Cryptococcus wingfieldii CBS 7118, 1101 nucleotides long. RefSeq names its product geranylgeranyl transferase type-1 subunit beta. Gene Ontology annotation, biological process: protein geranylgeranylation. The record is from RefSeq and is a predicted model, not a curated record. Gene Ontology annotation, molecular function: CAAX-protein geranylgeranyltransferase activity. NCBI's taxonomy places the organism in Eukaryota, Fungi, Basidiomycota, Tremellomycetes, Tremellales, Cryptococcaceae. The transcript has 7 exons. Gene Ontology annotation, cellular component: CAAX-protein geranylgeranyltransferase complex. The coding region runs from base 1 to 1101 and encodes 366 amino acids.